CGGCCGGCCAAUGGGCGGAGGCGGGGGCGUGCCCGUGAGAUCGGUGGCCGCGGCGCGGGGCUACCUCCUCGUGCUCGGCGUUGAGUGCCUGCCACCGCCGCCGCUGCUGCCGCUGUUGUCCCUGCCCAGCCCGGUUCCGGGGCGCACGCCGUACGGCUCCUGCUGGUGUCCCUGGAGCAUGGGAGGCUGCUGAGCUUGACCGGCGGUGCCCAGCAGGAGCUGCUUCUCUCGCCUGGUGGCAGGGUGGGUGUCCAUGGCUGCAGCCAACAAGGGCAACAAGCCCAGAGUCCGGAGUAUCCGCUUUGCGGCAGGCCAUGAUGCAGAAGGCUCCCAGAGCCACGUCCACUUUGACGAGAAGCUGCACGACUCAGUGGUCAUGGUCACCCAGGAGAGUGACAGCAGCUUUCUUGUCAAGGUUGGCUUCCUGAAGAUCCUGCACAGGUAUGAGAUUACCUUCACCCUGCCCCCCGUGCGCAGGCUGAGCAAGGACGUCCGGGAGGCACCUGUUCCCAGCCUGCACCUCAAGCUCCUCAGCGUCAUGCCCAUCCCGGAAGGUUAUAGCGUCAAGUGCGAAUACUCGGCGCACAAGGAGGGCGUCCUCAAAGAGGAGAUGCUGUUAGCCUGCGAAGGCGGCGCUGGCGCCUGCGUGCGCGUGACUGUGCAGGCGCGCGUCAUGGACCGGCACCACGGCACGCCCAUGCUGCUGGACGGUGUCAAGUGCGUGGGCGCCGAGCUGGAAUACGACUCGGAACACAGCGACUGGCACGGCUUCGACUGAGGCCCGCGCCCCCGCCCGCCUCGGGGUCCCUCAGCCUUAAAUCCCACCUUGUCUCCCCAUGUGCUGCGUAAUGGUGUGGCUUCCUCGCCCCUCCCCGGGGUGCGCAGGGGGCUGGGGUGUCCUGGGGCCUCCAAGGUGGAGUCUCGCCCACGCCUCUCACCUCUGCCUUCAUUCCUAACACCACCCUUCCUCUCCCGCGUCCACUUGCUCCCACUUCCUCCUCUCCGUGUGCCUCAGUCUCCUGCCGGAAGAAAUGGGUUGAGCCCCCAAGGAGGCUAUCUGAGGAGGGGAGAGGAGGGGCAGGGCCUGGGGUGGGUUCUACCCACGCCCACCCCAAGCCAUAGGGCUCCAGCCAGGGCCAGGGAGAGGAGGGGGAUGGCUCUGUUACGGCCGUUUCCCCCGUUACUGCUGCUGCUGUCUCGCUUUUGCCACCUCUCCCAUCUCCUACCUCUUCCCCACUGCUGUCCAGGGUGAGUAGGAGGCAGGUGCAGUCCCCAGUCCGUACUCCCUGGUCUGUGUUACUUGGUUUUUAAACGACUCGUUGGGAUAAAUCCCUAGAAAAAUAAAACUUUCAGUGGACACCA
Choloepus didactylus (southern two-toed sloth) is the source of this 1362-nucleotide messenger RNA. RefSeq names its product chromosome 19 C20orf27 homolog (gene ADISSP). The coding region runs from base 254 to 778 and encodes 174 amino acids. The transcript is spliced from 6 exons. The record is from RefSeq and is a predicted model, not a curated record. Lineage: Eukaryota; Metazoa; Chordata; Mammalia; Pilosa; Megalonychidae.